Messenger RNA from Musa acuminata AAA Group (dessert banana), 2424 nucleotides. RefSeq names its product vegetative cell wall protein gp1-like. The record is from RefSeq and is a predicted model, not a curated record. NCBI's taxonomy places the organism in Eukaryota, Viridiplantae, Streptophyta, Magnoliopsida, Zingiberales, Musaceae. The transcript is spliced from 4 exons. Bases 351 to 1130 code for a protein of 259 amino acids.
UCUUUGUUCGCUAAUAAUAAUAAUAAUAAUGAUAAUGAUGAUGAUGGUGGUGUGAUACUUUAAUAAUCAUGUCAUGUGAACCCGAGAAUGACAAGAAGCGGUGGUAGAUUUGCUGAGGCCGCAAACAGAUCUGGUUUUUCUUCUUCUUAAUCGAUUUCUUGCAGCCAAUCAAUCGAACUUGCAAGACCAGCCGCAGAUCUACCUAACUGCGCUCGCUCUGUUCUCAUCUUCUUCGUGUUUCGACCGGAUUCCGGCGGCCAAACCAGUCGGUCUACGGGACAGGGAAGCAACCUUGAUAUCCUGCGUUUCCUCCAGAAGAAGAUUUUGACCGACGGGUGUGUGAGAGAGAGAUGGAUCAAUCGAAGAGCAGUCAGCAGCAACAGCAGCAGCCGUAUUUUGGUGUCAACAAGCUCGGGAAGAGCAUCCGGAAGAGCGCUCCCCAUUUCCACCGCCAGCCACCCACCACCGCUUCUUCUUCGCAGCAACAGCAGCCGCAUGUGUACAACAUCAACAAGCACGACUUCCGCAGCAUCGUGCAGCAGCUCACGGGCACUCCCUCCCGCGACUCCCCCGCGCCUGCGCCUGAGCAGCCGCAGUGCCCCCCUCAGCCCAGGCCCCCCAGCGUCCGUCUCCACAAGAUCCGUCCGCCGCCGCUGCCCCUCGUCCCCGCCCCCCGCUCCCCUCCCGCCUUCGCCCCCGUCCCUCCCACCCACCGGCCAUCCGGCGCCGCCACUGCGUGCGCCGAAUCCCCCAUCUCCGCUUACAUGCGCUACCUCGAGUACUCCCUCCUAAUCUCCAACACCCCCCACCAGCCCUUCCCGUCCCCGGGUGCGGACGCGCGUCAUCACCCCAAUCCCCUACCCCCUACCCCUCCAUCCGGGCUGCCGCUGCCGCCGCCGUCGCCGACCGCGUUCUUCAACCUACUCUCCCCGAAAUCACCCUUCCCGCUGCUUUCGCCAGGGUUCCAGUACCCUCCGCCGCUGACCCCUACCUUCGCUCUCUCGCCGUUGCCCCAGUCGGGGAUCCUGGGGCCUCGUCCGUUGCCGCCUUUCUCGCCGGGCUUCUCGUGGCCUCCAUCGCCCUCGGGAUUCCCUCCCAUCCCCAGCCCCAGAUGGAGGGAUCUAAUGUAGAUCUGGUGAACGAUAGAUUGUCGCACAGACAAUCGCACUCUGCUAUCGAUUCUUUGUUACAGAAACGGCAAAGAUCUCUUUGUAUCAAAUCUAUCACUUGGACUGCAAAAUCAUCGGAAAAGACAUAUAUAAAUACAAAAGAAGAAAAAUUGGAUUGUUUAUGUUGGAUUUACGUAAGCGGGUGGUCUUCCUCAUAUCCUUCGGAGACGGAAUAAUCUCCCAUCCGGUGGCCUUUACUUGUUGAUCUCCGAAUCCUAAAUGCUCGUUUGCAACUCUGUUGGUACCAUCGACAACUUUGAUGCUGAUUGUUGAUCUCCAAUUGCCUUCAAUAAAUUAAGAGUGUUUUGGCCCAGCCAGCGCCAAACAUUUUACUGGCCGGUGUUUUGGAAACUGGGACGCACCACCCCAGUAGGCCUGGGGACAACCGAGUCGUCGAGUUCCAUCGGGCGGCCGCAACAGAACGUGAAAGAACAGCGAAAGGUCCCAUCAAAAGCUUGCUGAAAUCUUGCAGAAUCUCUCGUGCUUUGUGCUCCCGGUGUUCGAUGGCGGGCCUUAAUGGUGUCCUCUCAGUUUCCCUUUAUAUGAACGCUUUCCCUGAGGAAGAAUCUACGCAGAGAAGAAAAAGAAAAUAACGAGACAGGAAUCCUUUUAUUCUUUGUGAUCUUCCGGAUUUCCUUUUCUCCGAGUGCUUGGUUUUUAGUCUGCGGUGAAGAGAAGAGCUCAAAUUGCAUUCUCAGAAUUAGCCUUUGCAGGUUGUCCAUGGAUUCAAGCCGCGGCAAGAAUUGUGAGAGUGGUGAUGCUGAGCUUUCGCCAACAGAACCUCCUGCAUCCGCUGAGAAAAAUGAAAUCGUGCCGCUCUCGGGAAAACCAUUCCUCACUUUCGUGGUUUCAUGGAGUCAUGUGCAUGACCCUUACCAAGUAUUGUUUCCGAAGAGGUUUUAUCCAUUUCUUCCAGCCACUUGUGUCCCUGUAACACUGUCCUACGGGAAUAGGACAUGGAAGAUGAAGUAUAGCUGCAAAGGGAUCCUGAGGCGACUGUGCUCUGGGUGGAAGAACUUUGCCUUGGAUACUGAUCUCAAGGUUGGAGAUGGUUGUGUCUUGGAACUCAUGGACAGUAAUAAUAUACUGUUCAAAGUGCAGAUCCUUCGUCGGGGAGUCGUGCCGGUUAAGCGCGACAAAGGUCUAAGCUGUGAUGCUCCGAUCUCGAUCGACUAGAAAGAUACGCUGUGAUGCUCCGAUCUCGUAAGCUUAGCUUAUCUUGUGAAUAGAAGAUGCCUCAGACGUGCUUCCUCUC